This is a messenger RNA of Rotaria socialis, 2109 nucleotides long. Lineage: Eukaryota; Metazoa; Rotifera; Eurotatoria; Philodinida; Philodinidae. The record is from the annotation of a GenBank genome assembly.
AUGAAAUUAAUUCAAGAUCAACUUCUAUCGUUUAGUUUCUAUCGAAGUCAUCAACGGUACGUUCGCAACUUGACCGAUACGUCGGCCGAAUUUAUUUGGUUUCAUAUUUUUAAAGAUACUAUUAUACGGUUACCACAUGAUGAACAUGCCAAAAAGGAAAUGUUAGAUGCAUCACGACAUUAUUAUCGUAACAAUAUUCAAGAAUUAAAAAAUAUUAACGAAUUCGAACAAAAUUAUCGAUCUGAAGAGGCUAUAAAAUGGUACACAAAAAAUUCGUUUGUCUAUCGUUUAAUUAAUAAAGCAUUACGAACCGAAGAUGUCGAACAAAUGUACACGUUUCGGUAUUUCAUUCAAGAUUUAUAUUCAGCAUUGACCUUGAAACAUAAAAUUUUUAAAGAAUAUGGUGAAUCAGUAACAUUAUAUCGUGGUCUUCGUUUGACACAAUUAGAAUUCGAUGAAAUGACUAAAGAUGAACAACAAUUGAUAUCUAUGAAUGGAUAUCUAUCGACAAGUCUUAGUUCAGGUGUUGCAAAAAUGUACGCCGGAGAACCGACACUAACAUCUGAUAAAUUGUCAAUAAUAUUAGAAAUCGAAUGUGAUGUUGAAAAAUUAGGCGAUAGAGUUAUUUUUGCUGAUGUUACAUCGGAAAGUACAUUUCGAGAUGAAAAUGAAGUUUUAUUUGAUAUUGGUGCUACAUUACAGUUAGUCGAUAAGCCAAAACAAACUGAUAAUGGUGUAUGGUAUUUUAAAAUGAUUGCUACGGAUGAAAGUCGAACAAUUGUACGAAAGUAUAUCGAUGAUCAUCUUGAGUUAAAUGUCGAUGUGAGUCCAAAAAUUAUGUUUGGAGUAUCAUUGUACAAUAUGGGAAAAUAUGAAUCGUCAUUGGCGUACUUUAAUAAACUCAUUGGAAAUCCUGAAAACGAAGACAUUCCUUUAAUUCAUGUACAUAUGGCUAGAGCAUUGGCAAUAGGAGGCGAUAAGAAUAAUGAAUGGAAACAUUAUGAAAUUGCGUAUGAAAUACUCACUAAAAUGGAAUCAAAACGUUUUGAAGACGAAGCUCGUGUUCUUAUUCAUAUGGGUAUUUUUUAUUUUGAUAGAGAUGAAAACGAUCAAGCACUCGAAUAUUUUACGCCUGCACUCCGUCUACUUGAACAGAUUCAUGAAAAGCCACACCUGGAAAUAGCUCGAGCGUUACUUUGUAUCGGAGGAUGUUAUGAACAAAAAGGUGACUAUGAUCGAGCUUUAGAAUUCUAUAAUCGUUCGUUAAAAAUCCAUGAAAAAAACGCUGAUCAGAAUCAUAUAACACAAUGCCUUGCAUUAAUUGCCCUUGGCAAUGCUUAUCGUUUACAAUGCAAAUAUGAAGAUGCAUUAGUUCAAUUUCAACAAGCCUUAGAUAUACGAACUAGAACUUUACCAAAAUAUCAUUCUGAUAUUGCUGAUUGUUUAUCAUUGAUAGGAAAAACCCUAAGCGACAUGGAUAAUCCAAGCGAAGGAACAAUGUAUUCAAUGCGUGCAUUACAAAUGUACAGUAGGACAUUACCAGAGACAGAAUUAAAUGAAAAGAGCUCUGUAUUAGUUGAUAUUGGCAUUGGAUUUUCCAGUGUAGGCGCUGAUCAACUUGGAAUAGACUAUUAUCAACGAGCAAUUACAAUGAAAAAAAAAUGCCUUCAACGUAAUCAUCCAGAUUUUGUUGCUAUAUUUGAAAAUAUGGCACUUAAUUACAGUCAUUUAAAUAAGCAUUUGUUAGCAUUACGAUAUAUAUUAAAAGCACGCCGAUUACGAAGAAAAAUACAGACACUGAAUCAUCCAAAUAUGGCUGGAACAUUGAAAAUAUUAGCAUUAGUAUAUUCAAAAAUAGGUUGUUUCAGAAGAGCAAUACAUUAUCUUAAACGAUCGAAAACUAUUUUAGAAAAAACAACACCAAUCGAACAUCCAGAAUGGAUUGACGUGAGAAAUCAAAUGAAACGAAUAAAGAAGAAAAUUCAAAAAGAAAAAUAUAGUAAAGGGAAAAAGAAACGCUGCAAAUUCGAAAAACCGAUAAGACGUGAUUUUAUAAAAUUAUUAUCGACAGUAGCAGAUAUUAAUUUACAGUUCUGCUCGAACUUGUAA